This is a messenger RNA of Rosa chinensis, 1649 nucleotides long. Its product is annotated as ruvB-like 2. Lineage: Eukaryota; Viridiplantae; Streptophyta; Magnoliopsida; Rosales; Rosaceae. The record is from RefSeq and is a predicted model, not a curated record. The coding region runs from base 133 to 1521 and encodes 462 amino acids. Gene Ontology annotation, molecular function: ATP hydrolysis activity; DNA helicase activity; ATP binding. The transcript is spliced from 3 exons. Gene Ontology annotation, cellular component: NuA4 histone acetyltransferase complex; Ino80 complex; Swr1 complex. Gene Ontology annotation, biological process: regulation of transcription by RNA polymerase II; chromatin remodeling; box C/D snoRNP assembly.
CCACUACUGAACCAGGAUACUGUAAAUUGUUGUAGCCUCCUCUCUUUGCAGCUCUUCUCUCUCUUUUACAAAACCCUAACCAGUGACGCUAGUCCGCCCACAUUCCUCCCAAUCUUUGCCGCCAAAACAGCUAUGGCGGAGCUAAAGCUCUCGGAGAGUCGAGACUUGACCCGAAUAGAGCGCAUAGGCGCACACUCCCACAUCCGGGGACUUGGUCUUGACUCUGCCCUAGAAGCUCGUGAUGUUUCGGAGGGGAUGGUGGGCCAGACGGCUGCGCGCAAGGCUGCCGGUGUGAUACUACAGAUGAUCAAGGAAGGGAAGAUAGCUGGACGGGCUGUGUUGUUGGCUGGACAGCCUGGCACCGGCAAGACGGCCAUUGCGAUGGGGAUGGCCAAGUCACUGGGGCUUGAAACGCCAUUUGCGAUGUUAGCUGGGAGUGAGCUAUUUUCGCUUGAGAUGGGCAAGACCGAGGCCCUGAUGCAAGCUUUUAGGAAGGCUAUUGGGGUGAGAAUCAAGGAAGAGACGGAAAUUAUUGAAGGUGAGGUGGUGGAGGUCCAGAUUGACCGGCCUGCCGUGGCUGGAGCAGCUUCGAAGACUGGGAAAUUGACGUUGAAGACGACGGAGAUGGAGACGGUGUAUGACUUGGGUGCCAAGAUGAUUGAAGCAUUGGGGAAGGAGAAGGUGCAGAGUGGGGAUGUGGUUGCCAUUGACAAAGCGUCCGGGAAGAUUACCAAGGUCGGUAGGUCAUUUUCCAGGUCGAGGGACUAUGAUGCCAUGGGACCGAGUGUUAAAUUAGUGCAGUGCCCUGAUGGGGAGUUGCAGAAGCGUAAGGAGGUUGUGCAUUGCGUCACACUUCAUGAGAUAGAUGUCAUCAACAGCAGAACACAAGGAUUUCUGGCACUCUUUACAGGAGAUACUGGUGAAAUUCGUUCAGAAGUGAGAGAACAGAUUGACACAAAGGUAGCAGAGUGGAGGGAGGAAGGGAAGGCAGAAAUUGUGCCAGGUGUUCUCUUUAUCGAUGAGGUCCAUAUGCUUGACAUUGAGUGCUUUUCAUUUCUGAAUCGUGCUUUGGAGAAUGAGAUGGCUCCAAUUUUAGUUGUUGCUACGAACAGAGGGAUUACUACAAUCAGAGGCACAAACUAUAAAUCUCCCCAUGGGAUUCCAAUUGAUCUCCUUGAUCGCCUGCUUAUCAUCACCACUCAGCCUUACACAGAGGGUGAAAUUCGCAAGAUUCUUGACAUAAGAUCCCAAGAAGAAGAAGUUGAGAUGUCUGAAGAGGCAAAGCAUUUGUUGACCAAGAUUGGUGUAGAUGCAUCCUUAAGAUAUGCCAUCCAUCUCAUAACAGCUGCUGCAUUGGCAUGCCAAAAGCGGAAGGGAAAGAUUGUUGAAAUGGAGGAUAUUAACCGAGUUUACCAUCUUUUCUUGGACGUGAAGCGAUCAACACAAUACUUGAUGGAGUAUCAGAGUCAGUACAUGUUUAAUGAUGCUGAUGAAGAUGAUAACAAUGCCAUGCAAUCUUGAGAUAUCCCUUUGGACUAGAAAGACUUUGUGGUUAUUUGUGUAUGUUGCUUUAGUGAUUAUAUGCAUCAUUGAACUUUGCUUAGGGGAAAUGGUGUUCCUAUGCUUGUAUUUAUCCUGUUAGCGUGCUA